AUGAAGUCCUCUGUAUGUUUAUUAUUGCUCAAUUCACGAAUCAUGUCAUGCUUUCCUCUUUAACAUGCUAUCUUUUUUUCGAAAGCUAUCAAUCGGCGGUAAGAUAAAGGAUGGUAUAUUACCGGAGAAAAUCAUGGGAACGGCAGAGGAUCUCUUGACAGCGAAGAAUCAGAGCGAUCUGACAUUAAUGACAGAUACCGAGUUAAAAGAAUCCGUUUACGAUUUAUUGAGGACGAUUAAGGAUCCGGAGAAGCCGCAAACCUUGGAGCAGCUGGACGUUGUCUACGAAGAUUGCAUAACCAUUUGCCACAGCACACCUGGAGGAGUCUCUGUAAUUCGUGUGGAGUUUAAUCCUACAGUACCUCACUGCUCGUUGGCAACUCUCAUAGGAUUAUGCAUUCGUAUCAAAUUGGAACGUUAUUUAAUAGCAUCGUUUAAAUUAGAUAUUUAUAUCAAAGAGGGUGCACAUUCUACUGAACAAGAAAUUAAUAAACAAAUAAAUGACAAGGAACGUAUAGCAGCUGCAAUGGAAAAUCCAAACUUACGGGAAUUAGUGGAAAAAUGCAUACUAGAAGAUGAUUAUUAGCAUUUUAGGUGAUUGUGUGACAUAUAUAUUAAAUAUCUUCUUGGAAUAAUAUUUUAAUCUGCAUUAUUUUA
Camponotus floridanus (Florida carpenter ant) is the source of this 657-nucleotide messenger RNA. It is a transcript of the gene galla-1, whose product is annotated as MIP18 family protein galla-1. The transcript has 3 exons. The record is from RefSeq and is a predicted model, not a curated record. NCBI's taxonomy places the organism in Eukaryota, Metazoa, Arthropoda, Insecta, Hymenoptera, Formicidae. Bases 65 to 586 code for a protein of 173 amino acids.